Strigops habroptila (Kakapo) is the source of this 1711-nucleotide messenger RNA. It is a transcript of the gene RNASEH1, whose product is annotated as ribonuclease H1. Gene Ontology annotation, biological process: DNA replication, removal of RNA primer. Bases 135 to 1010 code for a protein of 291 amino acids. NCBI's taxonomy places the organism in Eukaryota, Metazoa, Chordata, Aves, Psittaciformes, Psittacidae. Gene Ontology annotation, molecular function: nucleic acid binding; RNA-DNA hybrid ribonuclease activity; magnesium ion binding. The record is from RefSeq and is a predicted model, not a curated record. The transcript is spliced from 8 exons.
CUCGCUCCCGUUACCCCAGCGGCCGCCACGCAUGCGCAGGCAGAGGCGGGUGCGCGGUGGCAGCGCGGCGGGGAGUGGCGGUGUGUGGUGGCCGGGGGCGGGCCCAGGGGUCCGGAUGGCGGCGGGGCCGCGCCAUGUUGCGGUGGCUUGUGGCGGUGCUCAGUCACUCCUGUUUUGUUUCCAAGGACAUGUUCUACGCGGUGCGCAAGGGCCGGCGGACGGGAGUCUACCGCACCUGGGCGGAGUGUCAGGAGCAAGUGAACAAGUUCCCCUCCGCUAGUUUCAAGAAGUUCGCCACCGAGAAGGACGCCUGGGCCUUCGUGCGCUCCGGCCUCCCGGGGCACCAGCAGCCCGAGCCGGCAGGGGCACAUGGUCCUCCAGCUGUAACAUGGGAAAAUGGUAGCCAGAGAGAGGAACCAGAAAUAAAUGCUUUGUGUUGCAAUACGUGCAAAAGGCCGUAUGAACAGUCUGCAGGUGAAGAACACAUUGCAAAGCGUGUAAAACAUGAUGAAGUAUACUCAGAACCAGCAGUCAGUGAAGAUAAAUUUUCAUAUAUGGGUGACUUUGCAGUCGUUUAUACAGAUGGUUGUUGCUCAGGUAAUGGACGUAGCAGGGCACGUGCUGGAAUAGGUGUCUACUGGGGGCCGGGCCACCCUUUAAAUACCAGUGAAAGACUUCCUGGACGGCAGACUAAUCAAAGAGCAGAAAUACAUGCAGCCUGCAAAGCAAUAGAGCAAGCAAAGAGUCAAAACAUCAAGAAACUAAUUAUCUACACUGAUAGCAAGUUCACUAUUAAUGGUAUUACGAGCUGGGUUGACAGCUGGAAAACAAAUGGCUGGAGGACAAGUUCAGGAAGAAGUGUAAUAAAUAAAGAAGAUUUUGAAAGACUUGCUAAUUUAUCAAAAGACAUAGAAAUUCAGUGGAUGCAUAUUCCUGGUCAUGCUGGCUUCCAAGGAAAUGAAGAAGCUGAUAGACUAGCAAGAGAAGGAGCUAGUAAACAGUGGUCCUGAUGUACAGAGACUAGAGACUGUCACAGUGGGAGGGAAAGGACCAGCAUCACAGUGACUACUUGAAUGGCUGCAGUUGUUUCAGAGUUGAACUUCAAAGUAUACUUUCUGGCCUGAAGUAUUAAACAUGUACCAACUUCAGUGGAGAAAACCGUCACAUUUUCUUUUAUAGCAUUUGUUUUACAAUCAAGUUUUUGUAUUUUUUUGUUUAAUCUGAUGAUAAAAAGCACUUGCUUUUACCUCAUCUUACUGAAGGGCCUCAGUCAGUAGUUUUAACUGUCUUGUAGAUUUCUGAAGUCACCUUAAAGACAGACUUCAGAAGGAGUAUUAAGUCUUUAUCUUGUGUUCUGUAUUUUUCCCUUAGCAAAAUAAAUUAAUUUUUUGUACAGAGGUAUAUAUUAACAACCCAAAAUAGUUGGGGGAGGGGCACUUUGGUGAGAGGUCAGUGACCUAACACAGAGAUCUCUGUUGAUAUGCUUUGAAAUUCUGCCAGUAGCAGGUGGGCUUGUAACACUCACCUGUGCCACACAGCAUCAUCAGCUACAGCACCUGAGGUUUCUUUAUAAUGUUACUGACUCUGCAAUGCAGCAUGAACAAAGUAAAAAGCCAGGUCGUUAGAGAACUUGAAUGGUGAAUUUUUACAGUUCUCUCUUGCUGCUUAAUGUCCAAGCUCUUUGUUUCUGACCUCCUAUUUCCAUUAAGUA